CCGCCCCCCUGUGUUGUCGCCUCUCCCUCUCGCUGCUUCACUUACGGGGCGAACAUGGCGCACAGCUGUCGGUGGCGCUUCCCCGCCCGACCCGGGACCACCGGGGGCGGUGGCGGCGGGGGGCGCCGGGGCCUAGGGGGCGCCCCGCGGCAACGCGUCCCGGCCUUGCUGCUUCCCCCCGGGCCCCCGGCCGGCGGUGGCGGCCCCGGGGCGCCCCCCUCCCCCCCGGCGGUGGCGGCGGCGGCGGGAAGCAGCGGGGCUGGGGUUCCAGGGGGAGCGGCCGCCGCCGCCUCAGCAGCCUCUUCGUCGUCUGCCUCGUCUUCGUCUUCGUCAUCGUCCUCAGCCUCCUCAGGGCCGGCCCUGCUCCGGGUGGGCCCGGGCUUCGACGCGGCGCUGCAGGUCUCGGCCGCCAUCGGCACCAACCUGCGCCGGUUCCGGGCAGUGUUUGGGGAGAGCGGCGGGGGAGGCGGCAGCGGAGAGGAUGAGCAGUUCUUAGGUUUUGGCUCAGAUGAAGAAGUCAGAGUACGAAGCCCCACAAGGUCUCCUUCAGUUAAAACUAGUCCUCGAAAACCUCGCGGGAGACCUAGAAGCGGUUCUGACCGAAACUCGGCUACCCUCCCAGACCCGUCUGUGUUUCCCUCACUAAGUAAAUCAGAGACCAAACCUGCAGAGAAAAUCAAGAAGAAAGAUUCUAAAAGCAUAGAAAAGAAGAGAGGAAGACCUCCCACCUUCCCUGGGGUAAAAAUCAAAAUCACACCUGGAAAGGACAUUUCAGAGUUAACAAAAGGAAGCAAAGAAGAUAGUCUGAAAAAAAUUAAACGGACCCCUUCUGCUAUGUUCCAGCAAGCCACAAAGAUUAAGAAAUUAAGAGCAGGUAAACUCUCUCCUCUCAAGUCUAAGUUUAAGACAGGGAAGCUCCAACUAGGAAGGAAGGGGGUACAGAUUGUAAGACGGCGAGGAAGGCCGCCUUCCACAGAACGGAUAAAGACCCCGUCAGGUCUCCUCCUUAACUCUGAACUGGAAAAGCCCCAGAAGGUCCGGAAAGACAAGGAAGGGACCCCCCCACUCACGAAAGAAGACAAGACCGCGGUGAGACAGAGCCCUCGAAGGAUUAAACCGGUCAGGAUUAUUCCUUCUUCUAAAAGGACCGAUGCCGCCAUCGCUAAGCAGCUCUUGCAGAGGGCAAAGAAGGGGGCGCAGAAGAAAAUCGAGAAGGAAGCAGCCCAGCUGCAGGGGAGGAAGGUGAAGACGCAGGUCAAAAACAUCCGGCAGUUCAUCAUGCCUGUGGUCAGCGCCAUCUCCUCGAGGAUCAUCAAAACCCCCCGACGCUUCAUAGAGGAUGAGGAUUACGACCCUCCGAUUAAAAUUCCGCGACUAGAAUCCACACCAAACAGUAGAUUCAGCGCCACGUCCUGUGGAUCUUCUGAAAAGUCCAGUGCAGCUUCCCAGCACUCCUCUCAGAUGUCCUCGGACUCCUCCCGAUCCAGCAGUCCCAGCAUCGACACCACCUCAGAUUCUCAGGCCUCUGAGGAGAUCCAGGCACUUCCUGAGGAGCGGAGUAACACCCCUGAAGUUCAUACUCCACUGCCUAUUUCCCAGUCCCCAGAAAAUGAGAGCAGCGAUAGGAGAAGCAGACGGUAUUCCAUGUCAGAGAGAAGCUUUGGAUCUAGAACAGCUAAAAAAUUACCAACUCUACAAAGUGCCCCACAGCAGCAGACCUCCUCCUCACCACCUCCGCCCCUCCUCACUCCCCCCCCUCCACUGCAGCCAGCCUCCAGCAUCUCUGACCACACGCCCUGGCUUAUGCCUCCGACCAUCCCCUUAGCUUCACCGUUUUUGCCUCCUUCUGCUGCUCCCAUGCAAGGGAAGCGGAAAUCUAUUUUGCGGGAGCCAACAUUUAGGUGGACUUCUUUAAAGCAUUCGAGGUCAGAGCCACAGUACUUUUCCUCAGCAAAGUAUGCCAAAGAAGGUCUGAUUCGCAAACCGAUAUUUGAUAAUUUCCGACCCCCUCCACUAACUCCCGAGGAUGUUGGCUUCGCUUCUGGUUUUUCCGCGUCUGGUACUGCCGCUUCAGCCCGGUUGUUUUCACCACUCCACUCUGGCACAAGGUUUGAUAUCCACAAAAGGAGCCCCAUUCUGAGAGCUCCAAGAUUUACUCCAAGUGAGGCACACUCUAGAAUAUUCGAGUCUGUGACCUUGCCUAGUAAUCGAACUUCUGCUGGAGCAUCCUCUUCGGGAGUAUCUAAUAGAAAGAGGAAAAGGAAAGUGUUUAGUCCCAUUCGGUCUGAACCAAGGUCACCCUCUCACUCCAUGAGGACAAGAAGCGGAAGGCUUAGUACUUCUGAGCUGCCACCUCUCACUCCCCCGUCUUCUGUCUCCUCCUCAUUAAGCAUUCCUGUUAGUCCUCUUGCCGCUAGUGCCUUAAACCCAACUUUUACUUUUCCUUCUCAUUCCCUAACUCAGUCUGGGGAAUCGACAGAGAAAACUCAGAGACCAAGGAAGCAGACCAGUGCUCCGGCUGAGCCGUUCUCAUCGGAUAGCCCGACUCUCUUCCCGUGGUUCACCCCAGGCUCGCAGACUGAGAAGGGGAGGACCAGAGACAAGGCCCCGGAGGAGCUGUCCAAAGAGCGGGACGCUGACAAGAGCAGCGUGGAGAAGGAUAAGAGCCGCGAGCGAGACCGGGAAAGAGAGAAGGAGAAUAAGCGCGAGUCGAGGAAAGAGAAGAGGAAAAAGGGCUCAGAAAUGCAGAGUAGCUCUGCUUUGUAUCCUGUGGGCCGGGUUUCCAAAGAGAAGGUUGCUGGAGAAGAUGUUGGCACUUCAUCUUCUGCCAAAAAAGCAGCGGGGCGGAAGAAGUCUUCAUCGCUCGAUUCUGGGACCGAUAUUGCUUCUGUGACUCUUGGGGAUACAACAGCUGUCAAAACCAAAAUACUUAUAAAGAAAGGGAGAGGAAAUCUGGAAAAAACCAACCUGGACCUCGGCCCAACUGCCCCAUCCCUGGAGAAGGAGAAAACCCUCUGCCUUUCCACUCCUUCAUCUAGCACUGUUAAACAUUCCACUUCCUCCAUAGGCUCCAUGUUGGCUCAGGCAGACAAGCUUCCAAUGACUGACAAGAGGGUUGCCAGCCUCCUAAAAAAGGCCAAAGCCCAGCUCUGCAAGAUUGAGAAGAGUAAGAGCCUCAAGCAAACUGACCAGCCCAAAGCACAGGGUCAAGAAAGUGAUUCAUCAGAAACCUCUGUGCGAGGACCCCGGAUUAAACACGUCUGCAGAAGAGCUGCUGUUGCCCUUGGCCGGAAACGAGCUGUGUUUCCUGAUGACAUGCCCACCUUGAGUGCCUUACCAUGGGAAGAACGAGAAAAAAUUUUGUCUUCCAUGGGAAAUGAUGAUAAGUCAUCCAUUGCUGGCUCAGAAGAUGCUGAACCUCUUGCUCCACCCAUCAAACCAAUUAAGCCUGUCACCAGAAACAAGGCUCCCCAGGAGCCUCCAGUGAAGAAAGGGCGGCGAUCGAGGCGGUGUGGGCAGUGCCCCGGCUGCCAGGUGCCUGAGGACUGUGGUGUUUGCACUAAUUGCUUGGACAAGCCCAAGUUUGGUGGCCGCAAUAUAAAGAAGCAGUGCUGCAAGAUGAGAAAAUGUCAGAACCUCCAGUGGAUGCCUUCCAAAGCUUACCUACAGAAGCAGGCUAAAGCUGUGAAAAAGAAAGAGAAGAAGUCUAAGACCACUGAAAAGAAAGAGAACAGAGAGAGCACUGUUGUGAAGAGCUCGGUGGACUCUGGUCAGAAGGCUACCCCACCAGCACGGGAGGAGUCUGCCCCAAAGAAGAGCAGCAGUGAGCCCCCACCCCGCAAGCCCGUGGAAGAAAAGAGUGAGGAAGGGAACGCCCCUGCGCCCGCACCUGAACCCAAACAGGUCACCACUCCAGCUUCCCGGAAAUCCAGCAAGCAGGUCUCCCAGCCAGCCCCGGUCAUCCCCCCUCAGCCACCCAGCACAGCAGCACCGCAGAAGAAAGAAGUUCCCAAGACCACUCCAAGUGAGCCCAAGAAAAAGCAGCCUCCACCGCCAGAACCAGGUCCAGAGCAGAGCAAGCAGAAAAAAGUGGCCCCCCGCCCAAGUAUCCCUGUGAAACAGAAACCAAAAGACAAGGAGAAGCCACCUCCAGUAAAUAAGCAAGAGAAUGCAGGCACUUUGAACAUCCUCAACCCUCUUUCGAAUGGCAUCAGUUCUAAGCAGAAAAUCCCAGCAGAUGGAGUCCACAGGAUCAGAGUGGACUUUAAGGAAGAUUGUGAAGCAGAAAAUGUGUGGGAGAUGGGAGGCUUAGGAAUCUUGACUUCGGUCCCCAUAACACCGAGAGUAGUUUGUUUUCUGUGUGCCAGUAGUGGGCACGUAGAGUUUGUGUAUUGCCAAGUGUGUUGCGAACCCUUCCACAAGUUUUGUUUAGAGGAAAAUGAGCGCCCCCUGGAGGACCAGCUGGAAAACUGGUGUUGUCGCCGCUGUAAAUUCUGCCAUGUUUGUGGAAGGCAGCAUCAGGCCGCCAAGCAGCUACUGGAGUGUAACAAGUGCCGAAACAGCUAUCACCCUGAGUGCCUGGGACCAAACUACCCCACCAAACCCACGAAGAAAAAGAAAGUGUGGAUCUGCACCAAGUGUGUCCGCUGCAAGAGCUGUGGGUCCACGACUCCAGGCAAAGGGUGGGAUGCACAGUGGUCUCAUGACUUCUCACUGUGCCAUGACUGUGCCAAACUCUUUGCUAAAGGAAACUUCUGCCCUCUCUGUGACAAGUGCUACGACGAUGAUGACUAUGAGAGCAAGAUGAUGCAGUGCGGGAGGUGCGACCGCUGGGUCCACUCCAAGUGCGAGAGCCUCUCAGAUGAGAUGUACGAGAUUCUGUCUAACCUGCCAGAGAGCGUGGCCUACACGUGUGUGAACUGCACCGAGCGGCACCCAGCAGAGUGGCGACUGGCCCUGGAGAAGGAACUGCAGGCGUCUCUGAAGCAGGUUCUCACCGCCUUGUUGAAUUCCCGGACUACCAGUCACUUGCUUCGCUACCGCCAGGCUGCCAAGCCGCCAGACUUAAACCCUGAGACGGAGGAGAGCAUCCCUUCCCGAAGCUCCCCAGAAGGGCCAGAUCCUCCGGUUCUUACUGAGGUCAGCAAACAGGAUGAACAGCAGCCGCUAGACCUGGAGGGAGUCAAGAGGAAAAUGGACCAGGGCAACUAUGUGUCCGUGUUGGAGUUCAGUGAUGAUAUUGUGAAGAUCAUUCAAGCAGCCAUUAAUUCAGAUGGAGGGCAGCCAGAAAUUAAAAAAGCCAACAGCAUGGUCAAGUCUUUCUUUAUUCGGCAAAUGGAGCGGGUUUUUCCUUGGUUCAGUGUCAAAAAGUCCAGAUUUUGGGAGCCAAAUAAAGUAUCAAACAACAGUGGGAUGUUACCCAACGCAGUGCUUCCGCCUUCACUUGACCAUAAUUAUGCUCAGUGGCAGGAGCGAGAGGAGAACAGCCACACUGAGCAGCCUCCUCUAAUGAAGAAAAUCAUUCCAGCUCCCAAACCCAAAGGCCCUGGAGAACCCGACUCACCCACGCCUCUGCAUCCGCCUACACCACCAAUCUUGAGUACUGAUAGAAGUCGAGAAGACAGUCCAGAGCUGAAUCCACCCCCGGGCAUAGAUGACAACAGACAGUGUGCACUGUGUCUCAUGUAUGGGGAUGACAGUGCAAAUGAUGCUGGCCGCUUGCUGUACAUUGGCCAAAAUGAGUGGACACAUGUGAACUGUGCCUUGUGGUCCGCAGAAGUGUUUGAAGACGAUGAUGGCUCACUGAAGAACGUGCACAUGGCUGUGAUAAGGGGCAAGCAGCUGAGGUGUGAAUUCUGCCAGAAGCCAGGAGCCACCGUGGGCUGCUGUCUCACAUCCUGCACCAGCAACUACCAUUUCAUGUGUUCCCGAGCCAAGAACUGCGUCUUUCUGGAUGACAAAAAAGUGUAUUGUCAGCGGCAUCGGGAUUUGAUCAAAGGCGAGGUGGUUCCUGAGAAUGGAUUUGAAGUUUUUAGAAGAGUGUUUGUAGAUUUUGAAGGAAUCAGCUUGCGAAGGAAGUUCCUCAAUGGCUUGGAACCAGAAAACAUCCACAUGAUGAUUGGCUCGAUGACGAUCGACUGUCUGGGGAUUCUGAAUGACCUCUCUGACUGUGAAGAUAAGCUCUUUCCUAUCGGAUACCAGUGUUCCCGGGUGUAUUGGAGUACCACCGAUGCUCGCAAGCGCUGUGUGUACACCUGCAAGAUCGUGGAGUGCCGGCCGCCCGUUGUGGAGCCAGAUAUCAACAGCACAGUUGACCACGACGACAACAGGACCAUCGCGCACAGCCCACCCUCGUUUAUAGAAUCUUCAUGUAAGGACAGUCAAAGUACAGCGGCCAUUCUACGUCCUCCGUCCCCAGACCGACCUCAUGCACAGACCUCAAGCUCCUGCUAUUACCAUGUCAUCUCAAAGGUCCCUAGGAUUCGAACACCCAGCUACUCCUCUACACAGAGGUCCCCUGGUUGCCGGCCGUUGCCUUCUGCAGGAAGUCCUACCCCAACCACUCAUGAAAUCGUCACAGUAGGCGAUCCUCUGCUCUCCUCUGGUCUUCGGAGCAUUGGCUCCAGGCGGCAUAGUACUUCUUCCUCGUCACCCCUGCGGUCCAAGCUCCGGAUAAUGUCUCCACUGAGAACUGGGAGUGUCUACUCCAGGAAUAGUGUUUCCUCAGUCUCCACCCUUGGGACUGCUGCAGAUCCCGGGUCAAGUGCCAAAGCAACUGACCGUGCCGUAGGGCCGCUGAACUCCAGUGCUAAUGUAGGGCAGGGCACUCCCGCCGCCGCCACCGCCGCCUCAGGUUCACAAAGGACAGUGGUCCCCGGAGGCUCCAAAUCCAGUCAUUUGGAUGGGUCUUCAUCCUCAGAAGUAAAGCGCUCCAGUGCUUCAGACUUGGCACCCAAGGGCUCCUCGUUAAAGGGAGAGAAAAACAGAACUGUGAGUUCCAAGAGCUCAGAUGGGUCUGCACAUAACACAGCUUACUCUGGAAUCCCUAAGCUGGUAGCACAGGUUCAUAACACCGCUCCCGGAGAAGUCAGCGUUAGUAAGAUGGGCACUUUUGCUGAACCCUCGUCAGUGCCAUUUUCUUCUAAAGAGACUCUCUCCUACCCACAGCUCCACUUGAGGGGGCAAAGGAAUGAUCGAGACCAGCACACAGAUUCUACCCAGUCAGCAAAGCCCUCUCCAAAUGAAGAUGGUGAAAUCAAAACCUUAAAGCUUCCUGGUGUGAGCCACAGGCCAUCCAUUCUUCAUGAACAUGUUGGGUCUAGUUCCAGAGACAGGAGACAGAAAGGGAAAAAGGCUUCUAAAGAGACUUGCAAAGAGAAGCAUUCCAGUAAAUCCUCUUUGGAACCCGGUCAGAUAACGACUGGUGAGGAAGGAAAACUAAAGCCAGGCUUUGCUGACGCGGUUUUGACUCCUGGGUUUCUGGGGCAACGGCCAUGUAAUAAUGUUUCAUCUGAUAAAAUUGGGGAUAAAGUCCUUCCUAUUCCAGGAGUCCCUAAAGGUCAAUCCACACAAGUAGAAGGAUCUUCCAAGGAGUUACAGGCACCCCGGAAAUGCUCCGUCAAAGUGACACCUCUGAAAAUGGAAAGUGAGAAUCAAUCCAAAAGUUCCACAAAAGAAAGCGGCCCUGGCUCUCCUGUACAAAUAGAGCCAGCAUGUCCGGUAGAACUAGUUUCAGCUUCCAGAAGUCCAGGAGCUGGCCCAGGGGUUCAGCCGGGCCCCAACAAUACCUCAUCCCAAGACCCUCAGAGUAACAACUAUCAGAAUCUUCCAGAACAGGACAGAAACCUGAUGAUUCCAGAUGGCCCCAAACCUCAGGAGGAUGGCUCUUUUAAGAGGCGGUAUCCCCGCCGCAGUGCACGUGCACGGUCUAAUAUGUUCUUUGGGCUCACCCCACUCUAUGGAGUCAGGUCUUACGGGGAAGAGGACCUUCCGUUCUACAGCAGUUCUACUGGGAAAAAGCGAGGAAAGAGAUCAGCGGAAGGGCAGGUGGAUGGGGCGGACGACCUGAGCACUUCAGAUGAAGACGACGUGUACUAUUACAACUUCACCAGAACCGUCAUUUCUUCGGGUGGUGAGGAGCGACUGGCACCCCAUAAUUUAUUUCGGGAGGAGGAACCAUGUGAUCUUCCAAAAAUUUCCCAAUUGGAUGGUGUGGAUGACGGGACCGAGAGUGAUACGAGUGUCACUGCCACGACCAGGAAAAGCAGCCAGAUUCCAAAAAGAAAUGGUAAAGAAAACGGAACAGAAAACUUAAAGAUUGACCGACCUGACGAGGCUGGGGAAAAAGAGCAUGUCAUUAAGAGUGCUGUUGGCCAUAAAAACGAGCCAAAGUUGGACAACUGCCACUCUGUAAGCAGAGUGAAAGCACAGGGCCAGGACUCCUUGGAAGCUCAGCUCAGCUCUUUGGAGUCAAGCCGCAGAGUCCACACAAGUACCCCCUCAGACAAAAACUUGCUGGACACCUACAACACAGAGCUCCUGAAAUCUGACUCUGACAAUAACAACAGCGAUGACUGUGGAAACAUCCUGCCUUCGGACAUCAUGGACUUUGUACUGAAGAACACUCCGUCCAUGCAGGCUCUGGGGGAGAGUCCAGAGUCGUCAUCUUCGGAACUCCUGACUCUGGGUGAAGGGCUGGGUCUUGACAGUAAUCGGGAAAAGGAUAUGGGUCUCUUUGAAGUGUUUUCUCAGCAGCUGCCCGCGACAGAGCCUGUGGACAGCAGUGUCUCCUCUUCCAUCUCAGCAGAGGAGCAGUUUGAGCUGCCUCUCGAGCUGCCGUCUGAUCUCUCUGUCCUGACCACCCGGAGUCCCACUGUCCCCAGCCAGAAUCCCAGUAGAUUGGCCGUAAUCUCAGAUUCAGGGGAGAAACGAGUGACCAUGACAGAAAAGUCUGUAGCGUCUACUGAGGGUGACCCGGCACUGUUGAGUCCGGGGGUAGACUCCACUCCUGAAGGCCACAUGACUCCUGAUCAUUUCAUCCAAGGACACAUGGACGCAGAUCAUAUCUCCAGCCCUCCCUGUGGUUCAGUGGAACAAGGUCAUGGCAACAAUCAGGAUUUAACUAGAAACAGUAGCACCCCUGGCCUUCAGGUACCUGUUUCCCCUACUGUUCCCAUCCAGAACCAGAAGUAUGUGCCCAAUUCUACUGAUAGCCCUGGCCCAUCUCAGAUCUCUAAUGCAGCUGUGCAGACCACUCCACCCCACCUGAAACCAGCCACUGAGAAACUCAUUGUUGUUAACCAGAACAUGCAGCCACUUUAUGUUCUCCAAACUCUUCCAAAUGGAGUGACCCAAAAAAUCCAAUUGACCUCUCCUGUUAGUUCUGCACCCAGUGUGAUGGAGACAAAUACUUCGGUAUUGGGGCCCAUGGGAAGUGGGCUCACCCUAACUGCAGGACUAAAUCCAAGCUUGCCACCUUCUCAGUCUCUGUUCCCUCCUGCUAGCAAAGGAUUGCUCUCCAUGCCUCAUCACCAGCACUUACAUUCCUUCCCUGCAGCUGCUCAAAGCAGCUUCCCACCUAACAUCAGCAGCCCUCCGUCAGGCCUACUUAUUGGGGUUCAGCCUCCUCCAGAUCCCCAACUUUUGGGUUCAGAAGCCAACCAGAGGACAGACCUCACUACCACAGUAGCCACUCCAUCCUCUGGACUCAAGAAAAGACCCAUAUCUCGUCUGCACACUCGAAAGAAUAAAAAACUUGCUCCCUCUAGCGCCCCUUCCAACAUUGCCCCUUCUGAUGUGGUUUCUAACAUGACACUGAUUAAUUUCACACCCUCCCAGCUUUCAAACCAUCCCAACCUGUUAGAUUUGGGGUCACUUAACACUUCAUCUCACCGAACUGUCCCCAACAUCAUCAAAAGAUCUAAAUCUGGCAUCAUGUAUUUUGAACAGGCACCCCUGUUACCACCACAGAGUGUGGGCGGAACCACUGCCACAGUGGCGGGCACAUCAACGAUAAGCCAGGAUACUAGCCACCUCACAUCUGGGCCUGUGUCUGCCUUGGCAUCCGGUUCCUCUGUCUUGAAUGUGGUAUCCAUGCAAACUACAACAGCCCCUACAAGUAGUGCAUCAGUUCCAGGACAUGUCACCCUGUCCAACCAGAGGUUGCUUGGGACCCCAGACAUUGGCUCAAUAAGCAAUCUUCUAAUCAAAGCCAGCCAGCAGAGCCUGGGCAUUCAGGACCAGCCCCUGGCUUUACCACCAAGUUCAGGAAUGUUCCCACAACUGGGGGCAUCACAGACUCCUUCCGCGGCAGCAGUGACAGCAGCAUCUAGCAUCUGUGUGCUCCCCUCCCCUCAGACUACGGGCAUGACGGCCGCAUCCCCUUCCGGGGAGGCCGAGGAGCACUAUAAGCUGCAGCAAGUGAACCAGCUCCUAGCUGGCAAAACCAGCAUCCUCUCUUCACAGCGGGAACGGGAUCCCGACUCUGCUUCGGGGACCCAGCCAUCCAACUUCACCCAGACGCCAGAUGCUCCUAACGGUGUGAGGCCAGAGCCGAGCAAGGCUUUACCCUCAGCUAAGCAAGCCAGCUCCUCCUCUCCGGGGAGUGCCCCAUCCUCUGGUCAGCAGUCAGCAAGUUCCUCAGUGCCGGGUACCACUAAACCAAAACCAAAAGUCAAAAGGAUUCAGUUGCCCCUAGACAAAGGGAACGGCAAGAAGCACAAAGUCUCCCAUUUGCGGUCCAGUUCUUCUGAAGCACACAUUCCAGACCAAGACGCCAACCCGGCGCCCCAGCCCCCAGCCACACGGACUCCUAGAGCUGACAGGGAGCAGCAGGAUGCAGCUGGCAUGGAGCAGCCUUCACAGAAGGAGUGUGGGCAGCCUGUGGGACCAGUGGCUGCUCUUCCAGAGAUUCAGGCAACAAAUCCAGCAAGUGAGCAAGAAAAUUCAGAACCUAAAGCGGUGGAGGAGGAGGAGAGCAGCUUCAGCUCUCCGCUGAUGCUCUGGCUCCAGCAGGAACAGAAGAGGAAGGAGAGUAUCACUGAGCAGAAGCCCAAGAAAGGACUUGUGUUUGAGAUUUCAAGCGAUGACGGUUUUCAGAUCUGUGCGGAAAGUAUUGAAGAUGCAUGGAAGUCACUGACAGAUAAAGUCCAGGAGGCCCGAUCGAAUGCCCGUCUGAAGCAGCUCUCCUUUGCAGGUGUGAACGGUUUGAGGAUGCUCGGGAUUCUCCAUGACGCGGUUGUGUUCCUGAUUGAGCAGCUGUCUGGUGCCAAGCACUGUCGGAAUUACAAAUUCCGUUUCCACAAACCGGAAGAGGCCAAUGAGCCCCCCUUGAACCCUCACGGCUCAGCCAGGGCUGAGGUCCACCUGAGGAAGUCGGCAUUUGACAUGUUUAACUUCCUGGCUUCUAAACAUCGACAGCCUCCUGAAUACAACCCUAACGAUGAGGAAGAGGAAGAGGUACAGCUGAAGUCUGCCCGGAGGGCAACAAGCAUGGAUCUCCCGAUGCCCAUGCGUUUCCGGCACUUAAAAAAGACUUCGAAGGAGGCAGUCGGUGUCUACAGGUCUCCCAUCCACGGGCGCGGUCUUUUCUGUAAGAGAAACAUCGAUGCAGGUGAGAUGGUGAUUGAGUAUGCUGGCAAUGUCAUCCGCUCCAUCCAAACUGACAAGCGGGAGAAAUACUACGACAGCAAGAACCCAUGUGGUAGAGGGGAAGACCUGACUCGUGAAAGUUGUCCUCGGGCCCCCACCCACGUCCUAAAGCUCUUGAAAGAAAGAGGCAUUGGUUGCUACAUGUUCCGAAUCGAUGACUCGGAGGUAGUGGAUGCCACCAUGCAUGGGAAUGCCGCCCGCUUCAUCAAUCACUCCUGUGAGCCUAACUGCUACUCUCGGGUCAUCAAUAUCGAUGGGCAGAAGCACAUAGUCAUCUUCGCCAUGCGUAAGAUCUACCGAGGGGAGGAGCUCACCUAUGACUACAAGUUCCCCAUCGAGGAUGCCAGCAACAAGCUGCCCUGCAACUGUGGCGCCAAGAAAUGCCGGAAGUUCCUGAACUAAUGCUGCUCGUCUUCCUGUGAUGGAGUGCCAGGACCCAGGGCCACCCAAAGCCAUGCUGAAGGAUUUCCCAGCAGCCAGGAGCUCCAGGAUUGAGCGGGCAGUUGAGGGUCCUCUGGCCGAGCACCCUGGUGUCCCACAUUCACAUCAUGUGAUCAUAGUGAGAGAGGGGGGUCUCAAAGAAAAAACCACGGUUGGCUUUCUCCUGGGGCCUUGUGUUUGUUGUGAAGUGUGGGACACGGGCUUCCGGGAGACUGACCCGGAAGGAGCGUGCGUGGAGAGGGUUUCGUACAGGAGGAGAUGGGAUCUGAGCAUGUCCUCAGAGCAUUUGUCGUCCUCGCCUCAGCCCUCGCCCUGUGAGCGAUGGUCAGAUAAGGCCCCAGAUACAGGGCUGGGGGGAUACCUGGUAGUUUACCAGUCAGGCCUGGCCUGCGGCCAUCUGUUCACAGACAGACGGUCUGGUGGUUUUCCCUACGACUUGUGAGUUCACUUUGGUUGGGAGACAGGUUUCCUAGCACCUCUGGUGUCAAAAGGCUGUCUUGGGGUUGUGCCAAUUAAUUACCAAACAUUGAGCCUGUGGCUGUAAGUGGGAGUGUUACCUGUGAGCCUUACCGCAGCCAGUGACCUUUCUUGACGAUAGGAGCGGCUCCCUCUCCAUCCCUCCUUCCCCUCCUCCUCCACUCCUCCAUCCUUCAUCUGCUGCUUUCCCAUUCUUCUUUCUGGGUGGCAGGGCUUAGCUCCCUGCUCAAGGACACUCCCUAUUGGGGAUAGGAAGUGCCUACAGAAAGUCCCCUGAGCCUGUAAGCACUCCAGGGGGGGAAGUGGACAGGAGCCAUUGGCCAUAACCAGACAGAAUUCCGAGAUCUCAUAAAGCUCCACUGGGAGUUUUAAAGUGAUAUAUGUAGCAAGGUUUUUUUUUUUUUUUUUUUAAGCAAGCUAAAGAUAAUUUAAAUAGGAUCUGAGUCAUGCAGCAGCCAGAGUACAGUAACCGGGAUAAGCCCCAGCCCCUUCCUAGGACAGGCUUACUUUCUUUUCCCUUUCUUAAAAGACAUAGGAUGAUUAAUUUCCAAAUGGUCAGUGUCCAGCCAAAAGAACACUAAUGAGAUCUCAAGGCCCCAGACUUAGGGGACUAGGCCUCCCGAGCUGAGGGGCCUCUGCCAGCUGUGUGCCGCCUGGCUGAGCAGAUUGAAUGGCACUACUGCCCCGGUUACUUGUGGACAAGCAGCAGCCAAUGUUUCUUUCCUCCCCACGCUAGUGUCUUGAACCUGUUCAAUUAAGUCAUUGGAUUUUGCUCUGUUCUGUUUACAGUUUACUAUUUAAGGUUUUAUAAAUGUAAAUAUAUUUUGUAUAUUUUUCUAUGCGAAGCACUUCAUAGGGAGAAGCACUUAACGACGAGGCUAUUUUUUAAACCGUGGUAUUAUCCUAAUUUAAAAGAAGACCGGUUUUUAAUGAUUUUUUAUUUUCAUAGGAUGAAGUUAGAGAAAAUAUUCAGCUGUCCACACAGAGUCUGGUUUUUCCUGCCCAGCUUCCCCCUGGAAGGUGUACUUUUUGUUGUUCCAUGUGUAGUUUGUUCGUGCCCGUUGACCUAGAUGUUCCCUGGCUCUGCUCUUUACGAUAAUGGAGAAGGAAGGUCACCCGCUCCGUUAGGCACUGCCCUCCAUUGCCAAGGAAACUCCUAGAGGCUACAGUACCUUGGCACACCGGUCUCCUGCACUGCCCCCUCCCUCGGGAGCAGCUCCAGAGUGCCGAGCAGCGCUCCAUUUCCCUCGCCUUUUCUCUUUCAGAGUCAGCAGCCAACAAGUUGGCGACCUGACAUUUGCCAUUCCUGUCUGCCUCAUAGAUCAUCCCCUUUCCUUCCUCUCUGCCCGCCAAGUCCUUGUUCCUACAAAGAACCCACUGACACCUCGUGCCCUCUUCGGGGGCAGCCUGUUGAAACUGAAGCACAGCCUGACCACUCGCGAUCAAGCAGAUCUCUGCACCUGCCACAAGGUUUCAGGGUAGUGGAGUCCACGUAGAGGGUGGGGCGUCCUUUUCUCCUGCGGAAGUCAGCCAAGCAAUAUGAUACAGCCCAGCACUCUCUGCCCAGGACUCACGGCUCUGCUGUGCCUUCCAUCCUGGGCUCCCUUUUCUUCCAUGACCUUAAGAACUUUGUCUGGUGGCUUUGCUGGAACAUUGUCACUGUUUCCACUGUCACGUGGGACGCCCAGCACUGUGGCCAGGAUGGCAGAGACUUCCUUGUCAUCGUGGAGAAGUGCCAGCAGGGGCUGGGAAAAGCACUCUGCCCAGACCUCACCUCCCACCCUCCUUUUGCCCAUGAACAAGAUGCAGUGGCCCGAGGGGUUCCACUGGUGUCUGGUUUCCUUUCUUAUUGCACUGUGUGAGGUUUUUUUGUAAAUCCUUGUAUUCCUAUUUUUUUUAAUGAGAAAAAUUGAAGCUGCAUUUGUUACUGAAACGAUUAAUGCACUGAUGGGUCAUGCAUUCACCUUGAGAGAGACCCAAAGGCCAGUCGGAGGGUGGGGGAAACUCGGCUAACAGACCUAGUUACUGCCCUGCUAGGCCAUGCUGUACUGUGAGCCCCCCCCUCCUCCUCUUUCUACAACCCCGACCCCUGAGGACAGGGGAGGAACCCACCUUCCUCCUCCUCCCAGCUGCAGAAGGUUUGCCUUGCUUCCCACCCUCUGUCAACCACAGAAAGAGAAAUCCUUCUUUCAGCUCAGCCUUGAGUCCAUUGCCAAAACUCAGCAUACCUGCCAGCAACUUGGGGGAUGAGCCAGUCUCCCCACCAGGGGGACGGGGCGGCAGAACAAAGGGCACAGCUGUCUCCAAAACCUGUCUGACUUCAUUGUGAAAGUGACCAAGAGAACCUCCGCACAAAAGUGCAGCUUUGAGGACCUGCGUGGUGGGUCACUCCCGAGAAUCCCCCCAGGGGCGAUCCCCAUCCCCAGGAGUGACAGCUGCAGACCCCGGGUUCUCAGAGCCAGCUCACUAAGGCUUUGCUGCUAGAACCUGUUGUGGCUGCAUCUCCUGGUGGCCAGGACAACUGUGGAACCAGAGUAGCUGCAUGGCGCUGACCCUUUGGCCGGAACUUGGUCCCUGGACUCCUUCAUCGUUAUCCACCAUGUCCAGCACAACCCCUUCCCUGUUUUUAGACCAAUCACAAUUUAGGGGGAAGCCCUGGCACCUCUUAGGUUUUCAACCCAACCUCCUUUGCCAGGACCCAGCUCACCUCUAUCAACCCCCGGCCAAUCCAGUGAGCACCAUGCAGCAACCUUGAUUUAAAAAAAAAAAAAAAAAAAAAAAGACUAAAAAAAAUUUAAAAAACAAAAAACAACCUAAAAAUUAAAAAAAUACAACACACAUAUAAAAAAGACAAAAAAAAUAUUUUAAUGAAUGUAUCUUUCUAAAGGACUGACGCUCAAUCAAAUACCUGAAAAUACUAAAGGUCAGAGCCUCAUCAGAUGUUCACUUUUUUUGGAUUUGGGAUUCUUUUUCAUAGAAACCAAGUUGGGUUUUUGUUGUUGUUGUUGUUGUUUUUAAGGAAAAGCGGGUCAUUGCAAAGGGCUGGGUGUAAUUUUACGUUUCCUUUCCUUCGUUUUAAAGCAAUACAAAGUUAUUGAACAGAUAGUUUUGUGCCGAAUCAUGAAAAAUCAUGAAUACCAGUCAAGUCUCACACUCGGAAAACUUGCAACCUUUCUGUUUGUUUGUUUGUUUUGGUUUUCAAAUAAAUAUAAAUAUAUAUAUAUAUAGGAACUAAUAUAGGAAUGCACCAGUGUAACAAAGCCUCGUUCAGUCCCUGGCUUUUACUUCUCUUAACACUAUAGAUAAGGAUUGUGUCGCAGUUGCUAGUAGAGGCAGGGAAACAUCAGGUUCCUGGAGCCUCGGAGUCCACAAAGGGAUGACAGACGCCCGUCCCCAAGGUCAGAGUGCAAUGAGAGACGGAUCACCUGGGCUCUUCCUGCCGUGAACAUUGCCGGCCGGUACCUGUACUCCUCGUUUCUCUACUUUUGGUUAUGAAUGUUGGGGUUACCACCUGCAUUUAGGGGAAAUUGUGUUCUGUGCUUUCUGGUUUCUUGUUCUGAAGUACACUAGUUCUGUCUUUCAACCAAGAAAAUAGAUUUGUGGUGUUUCUUUUCCUGAACUUAACAGUCUCCUUAGCAAAUACAGGUAGUUGAAUAAUUGUUUCAAGAGCUGAACAGUGACAAGCUUCAUUUCUAGAAUUAAGACAUUUCUCAACAGCUGUAUCAUGUAAAAUGGAUCUUUUGGGGUUUUUUUGUUUUUUGUUUUGUUUCCCUUUUUUCCCUUGUGUUCUUCCAAGCUUCUGGUUAGAGAAAAAGCGGGGGUGGGGGAGGAAAAUGUGUCUAAAGUCCAUCAGUGUUAACUCCCUGAGACAGGGAUGAAGGAGAAUACUUUAAUAGUUCAAAAAAUAAUAAUGCUGAAAGCUCUCUACGAAAGACUGAAUGUAAAAGUAAAAAGUGUACAUAGUUGUAAAAACAAAAAAAGGAGUUUUUAAACAUGUUUAUUUUCUAUGCACUUUUUUUUAUUUAAGUGAUAGUUUAAUUAAUAAACAUGUCAAGUUUAUUGCUG
Messenger RNA from Peromyscus leucopus (white-footed mouse), 16632 nucleotides. RefSeq names its product lysine methyltransferase 2A (gene Kmt2a). The coding region runs from base 55 to 12051 and encodes 3998 amino acids. The record is from RefSeq and is a predicted model, not a curated record. The transcript is spliced from 37 exons. Gene Ontology annotation, cellular component: histone methyltransferase complex; nucleus. Lineage: Eukaryota; Metazoa; Chordata; Mammalia; Rodentia; Cricetidae. Gene Ontology annotation, molecular function: histone H3K4 methyltransferase activity; zinc ion binding; DNA binding. Gene Ontology annotation, biological process: positive regulation of DNA-templated transcription.